This is a messenger RNA of Blepharisma stoltei, 914 nucleotides long. Lineage: Eukaryota; Ciliophora; Heterotrichea; Heterotrichida; Blepharismidae. The record is from the annotation of a GenBank genome assembly.
AUGAUCUUUUUUAAACCUUAUGAAUUUUCAAGAAAAAUAAUCCAAGAACCACUCAAUAAAUUGAAGAAGCUAGAAAAGGAUGAUGAUCAAGAGUCUCCGUAUGAAGAAUCAAUAUACGUUAGAAGGGUGUCUAUUUCAAAUCCGACACAAACUCUUCAUGCGGCGUAUGCAACUGUAUCAAAGCAUAAAAAAGUUUUAUUUAAACAUAAUAAAAGCAGUUGAAAUGCGGCUUACCCAGAAAACUCGCCCAGUCCUACAAAUUUUUCGACUCAGGACUAUAAACCUUCAUUUUAUCCGAAUGCUUCACUAAACCCAGAACUAGAGAGAAAAAUAAAGGCAAUAGGUGCAGUUAAUAGAACCUCAAAUUUAUUUAGAAAGGAAAAAUGCUUUUCAUCACCUAGGUAUCAAAGAAAUGUAAGGAAAGGAAGUCCAAUUAAAAUUCAUAGCAUUAGCCCAAACAUUGCAAUUAGCUUAAUGAGAACUCAGAUAAAUGAAAAAUGUAGCCAAUGUGGCUAUGAGAAUUGUACUUGCUUUUCCAAGUUAUAUUGUGUUGAAUUGAUUCUGGUGAUAGAAUACGCUGAUAUAUAAAAAUAAAACGCCUAAUUUGUAUAAGAAUUAUAGGUACAAAUUUAAAUAAAUAAAAUAUAGAUAUUUUAAAUCAAAAAAUAAAAGAGCAGCAUCACCAUAAUAAAAAUGCAAGAAAAGCUUUACAAAAUGAAAUCAAUGAACUUGUAAUAUCAAAAGAAAAUCAAAAAAUUAAAAAAUUAAAGCCAAUGCUUAUAAAAACAUAUAGAGCACAGUCUGUUGAUACUCAACUUCUUAGUAUAGAAGAUAUUGAGCAAAAGCGCAAUGCAACCCUAAGUGUUUGUGUUACACCUGUGACAUUACAUAAGAAGCGUAAAUAUAAAUUUUAA